Molecule: messenger RNA, 588 nt
Organism: Durio zibethinus
Lineage: Eukaryota; Viridiplantae; Streptophyta; Magnoliopsida; Malvales; Malvaceae
Product: non-specific lipid-transfer protein Cor a 8.0101-like
Biological process (GO): lipid transport
Molecular function (GO): lipid binding
Source: RefSeq, a predicted model, not a curated record
AAUUAAUUUCUCUCGUCGAAGCUCAACCGCGACCUCAUGCAUCUAUAUAAACCACGAUCCUCACCCUAUUCCAAUUCACUAAGCUUUCAAAACACAAGUCAAAUUUUCUUCUUUUAUACUGCUCCAAAAGAAAAGUUUGCCUUCUUUGUUUUUCUUUUUUUUUCCUGAACCAAAACCAUGGCUGCUCUCAAGGUUGUCUGCGCUUUGGUGUUGUGCAUGUUGGUGGUUGAACCCAUGUCCAUUACUGCCUUAUCAUGUGGAGAUGUGGAUAAACAAAUGACUCCAUGCAUAAAAUACCUGCAGAAUGGAGGAAACUUGCCACCAAGUUGCUGCACUGGGGUUAGGGCCCUGAACAGCGAGGCUAGAACCACCUCUGAUCGCCAAACUGUUUGCAAGUGCUUGCAGGAUGCCGCUAAGACCAUCACUGGUCUUAAAGCUAACUUGGCUGAGGGCCUUCCAGGCAAAUGCGGUGUCAACAUUCCUUACAAGAUCAGCACCUCUACUAACUGCAACAAUGUGAAGUGAGAGGGAUGAAGUAGGGGUUAUCAGCAGCUUGCAGAAGAUAAAAGCGUGAAUAAAGAUUUUGGG